CCCGCAUGUUGUGAUGAUACAUUUAUCCGUGUCAGAAGUAGGAAAAAGUGACAGUAUCGCUGAGAGAACGAUCACAUUCACACCUAUCCGAAGUAGAUGCAGAGCCGGGCCGGCAGCCGUCCCUAGUCUACCAAUGCAGUUCCAUGAUUCCUAGCAUCUCGAUCGGGCAUAGCGACGCUGUAUCGUAGGUGCCUCAAAGUAGAAGCUUGGGUGUAUGUACUUGCUAACGCUUGUAGCGCUAAAUUACAUGCAAUGUGCUGACCCGCGGGCCGACUCGCUGCACCAUGGCAGGAUACGGCGGGAGUAUUGGUGGGGUUGGAGGGUUGGAUUGGGAGGGAGUGUGAACCCUGAAGGCACGAGUAUACAUGGCUUGGUUGAUACCUAUUUGUGCAGAAAAACCAAGCACAAUGGCACAGUAUUGCAACGAUAUACCGAUACGGUCUUGAUGUACAGAGACCUCCAUUGACCCUUGUUUUCCAUGGGGAUGUCAGAC
Molecule: messenger RNA, 493 nt
Organism: Truncatella angustata
Lineage: Eukaryota; Fungi; Ascomycota; Sordariomycetes; Amphisphaeriales; Sporocadaceae
Exons: 1
Coding region: 215-466 (83 amino acids)
Source: RefSeq, a predicted model, not a curated record